Messenger RNA from Oryzias melastigma (Indian medaka), 687 nucleotides. Its product is annotated as cyclic AMP-dependent transcription factor ATF-7-like. NCBI's taxonomy places the organism in Eukaryota, Metazoa, Chordata, Actinopteri, Beloniformes, Adrianichthyidae. Gene Ontology annotation, molecular function: cAMP response element binding; DNA-binding transcription factor activity, RNA polymerase II-specific. The record is from RefSeq and is a predicted model, not a curated record. Gene Ontology annotation, biological process: regulation of transcription by RNA polymerase II.
CUGUUUGCAUAGAUAUCUGACUUUCCCGAACAAAUCGAAUGGUCAUAGAAAUGCUCAAACAUGCUCGUCCAUUCAGAUACACAUUUCCGAGUGCGCAGAGGGCGGUUCGGGGAUGAGGAUUUUUUUUUUUUGGUUCGGGAAUGAGGAGAAAAGGAGGCAGUCACACGGCUCACGCAACUAAGCACGUGCAGGGGGAGGAAUUAAAUAUUUUUUAGUUAAAAUGUUGCACUUGAAGCUUUUGCUUUUCUGACAUGACACAAAAUUGAGAGCCGUUAUGUGUUUUAUCAAUCCUCCAUUAUGCACAGAUGUCAGAUGACUGACGAGAUCAUUAUUACAUUUAAAGCAGUGGUCCCCGACCCCCGGGGUCAUUUGUUACCGGGGCGCACAGAAAGAACAAUUAAUCUCCAUCAUCUUAUUUUUUUGAAAAUGUUUUAUUUUGAAAAGUUACCGGAUUUUCUCAUUUACAUCCUCACUUGACCCACGUCAAGGCCGCAACACGUCACAUGAUACAUCCCGCUAAAUUUAAUCUCAAGAUAGCAAAAUGAGCAAAAAACAAACUUCUUUAGAAAGUUUGCAUUGUGUUGGGGUAGAAACGAUGCUGGUCAUGUUAUGUUCAGCUGUUGUUGUGACGUCAUGAGGACCCAGCUAAUAAAGUUGUACAUGAUAACACAGUGGAUUAUCGUUUAU